Molecule: messenger RNA, 1656 nt
Organism: Dreissena polymorpha
Lineage: Eukaryota; Metazoa; Mollusca; Bivalvia; Myida; Dreissenidae
Exons: 12
Coding region: 1-1656 (551 amino acids)
Source: RefSeq, a predicted model, not a curated record
AUGUGUGCUUCCAAAAAUGGAUCGUACUCCAACGUAUAUGACUUCUGGAUUGGGUGUUUCUUUGUAAACGUGGGCUUUGGAAACUAUCAAGCAUAUUGGAUCACAGAUGAAUACAGCUUUCCGGUCAACUGGACAAGAUGGGCGCUUUUUGAGCCGGACUUUAUGGGCUCACAGACCUGCACAAGAAUCAACUCCGAUUUCAAUUUCCGGACUCAAGAUUGUUCCGAUUCGUUUGGAAUAUUAUGCGAAAAGCACGACACAUGUGAGGGCUUGGCGAACGGCUCUUCGUUCACGGUCACGUUUUCGAACGGGCAGAAAUUGGGCUCUAUUGCUUAUUACACCUGUCGGCCGGGGUACCAUUCUACUGGAGAAUAUACGCGAACUUGUACGAUGAUCGGCGAAGUCGCGGAAUGGUCUGGAAUGGAACUCAACUGCACUUUAGAAUCAUGUCCUAUUUUGCAAAAUGGAUCCACGUUCUCCAUCAGUUUGUCAAAUGACCACGCAAUUGGUUCGGUUGCUACGUAUAUAUGCUUGCCUGGUUACAGCUCGAGCACUGAAAGCUUGACAAGAACGUGUUUACAUAAUGGCAUGAAUGUAAUAUGGUCUGGAAAUGAACCUUCCUGCAUGCCGUCAACUGUGCCAAGUUCAGCUACAACAACAGAAUCCCUUUCUCCAACAACGACACUUACAGAAGUACUAAGUACAACACCUGAUACAGAAACAAUUACUCCUACUAUUGCAAGUACGCACGAUUCUAGCGCUACAACUUCAGAUGUAAACGACCCCAUCAUUACUUCUUCUGUUCCUGGUGCAAGCGGAGCCCGUCCCAUCUUUCUGAUGCCUUGCUAUUGUUACCCGGACAAGGCGUUUGCCGGUAUGACAGAACAGACAAUCAUCGCCCUGCUUGUGAGGGAUACAGCCAUCCGAACAAAUGAAACAACUGUCGCUAUUUUCAGGAGAAAAUGUCGCGAGGACAAGAGGUUUUCUUCAAAGGUCAUCGCUUGGUGCGGAGAGCUUCUUCAUAUACCUUCUUCCUUCGACAGCACCUCGGCCAUAAAUCAGUGUUUAAAUGCAGGGUUUCAUCAUCUCGCUGUCAUCGACUCGCAGUCCGAAUAUGACCGCAUGAUUGCAUACUUCGUAGAAAUACAACACUGUCCAAACUUGACGAACGGAUCUUUGUUCACUGUCAGUUUGUCGAAUGGACAGGAAUUGGGUUCUAUGCGAGUACACCUGUCUACCGGGAUUACCAUACUAAUGGCGAAUUGCCGAGGUGUAGAUGAACCCAUUAGCACUGCGGCUGUCCCUGGAGCUAGCAGAGCCCGCCCACUCUUCCUGAUGCCGUGUCUGUGUUACCCGAACAAGACGUUUGCAGGUAUGACAGAAGAGGCAAUCAUCGCUCUGCUUAUCAUGCCCUCAUACGAUAUUCAGGACGCCGAUCUUCGGGUCGUGUCAGAGGGCUUUCAGGUGUCAUUUUCUCGUAUUACCUUGAAUGCAAGGGUUGUCAUAAGGCACUUCUCGUCUUGCCUGGUUCCGCCAAUGUUGGAUGAGAAUAGCAGUUUUUUCUCGGCCGCAGUGUUCAGAAAUUACAGAUCGACAAAGCAAGAGGCAUCGAAGAAGCUCCGAUUUGGCCGGCUCAACAGUGGUGUCCGGUUCUAA